AGUAACGGAGUGAGGCUGUGAUCAGUGUUGCAGAAGUUUUUUGUGCAAGGCUCUAGAUAUUGCAAAUUCACCAUGAAAUUCCGCUUUUGUGGAGAUCUUGAUUGCCCCGAUUGGGUGCUUGCUGAAAUAAGUACACUUUCCAAGAUGUCUUCCAUAAAGAUGAAGCUCCUAUGUGCCCAAGUUGUGAAGGAUCUACUUGGAGAAACUAUAGAUUAUGCAAAAGUCCAAAAACUAACCUCGGAUGCAAAAUUCGAAGUUUCAGACGUCAAGGCAGUAAUUGCUGCACUCUGCUUUAUACUCUCAAGUGCUGCAAAAUACACCGUGGAUAGUGACUCGCUUGGGAACGAGCUGCAACAGUUAGGCUUACCGAAGGAACACUGUGGCGCGCUGUGUAAAGUUUAUGCAGAAAGUUUAUCGCCGCUACAAGACCGAUUUAGGGAGACUUCUCUGAAAUUCGAUGGUAUUUGUAAUCUUGAGUGGAGGGUGGAUUAUGUGUUAGGGUCUAGUGAACUGGAUGAUGUCAAAGAACCUGAAAUUCAGCUCAAAUUUAACAAGGGUAGCCCAGAUGGAGAGGUCGUGGCGUUCACCGUUACAUCCGACAAGUUCAGGGUGUUGCUUGCGGAACUAAAACAAGCUCAAUCCUUUAUGGAGGGUUUGUCUUGAUGCAACAUGCAGAUUUAGUUAUAAUAAAAGUCAACGAAGCACUCAGUGUAGCUCAACAAGUUUCCUACUAGCUGAAACAGUGCAACAUACUUGAACCAUAUUAUAACUAUGGAGACUUGUACAUAAGAGGUUGGAAGAGUUGCAGGAGUGGAUCUAGCAGAUGGGUUGUAAGGCUAUAGCCCCCCUGAUGAUCAGGGUGGUAAAGGGGGGGAUGGAUCACGUUUCACAGACCGGGCAAAUCCGCAUUUCUAUGUUUCACAGAAACGAAAAAUGGCCUUUUAAAUCGUUAAAUCUUGUUUCACAGACGUCAAAAUGGACGAUUUCACGUUUCUUGACAGUGAAAAAUGGCUGAAAUCUCGUUUCAAGAAAACACCCUUUACCUCCCUGUAUGAGGGGAAAAAUAUGCUGUAAAUAGAGUCAUCUUCCCAAUUCUGGACUCUAAAAAAAUUUUGUGCAGCAAUUCCCGUCACUGCCGGUGACUCGUGCCAACAUAACAAACAAAACAAACUUCUGGAUCCUUUUAUUAAAUUGAACUUGGUACUAAAAAAUAAACUACAAAUUACAGAUGUUAAGAUAUGCAAGAUAAUACAUAGUAGGUUCCGGUGGCGGAGUAACAAUAUUGUAGUAUGAGAAAGGUGAAUGAAAACGAUUUUACCUUACAGGUGACGAAUCUUAUGGAAGUGACUGAGACGGUGGUAUAACUCAAUGAAACAUACUAAUGACUUGCUACUUCUUAAGUAAAAAUGCAGACUAAAAUUUACAUAGUAUGUAUAGAAUGUACAAAAAUAGUGAACUAUCUUAGAGAACAAUGAAAGUAGGACAACAGAUAACAAUAAACAAUGUUGGCGCGCUACUUAUCUAAACUGGAACUAAGACAAUACAAGAUUUACAUGGGACAAAUUUGUCUCAAACUGCCUGUCUAGGGGGCGCAGUGAAAUUCAAAAUUUGAUUCACUGGUUGAUUGUACACUUUUAUCACAAGUUAUGUCAAGUCUGUAAUAGUGAGAGUCAACUAUGCAGUGGCAUGUUGUACACGUCUGUGUAGUUUACUGACAUUAGCCCUUCCUCGGAGCAAAAUAUGUCAAUAUAAGCACUAAAGUGGUCAACCUAAAGCCUGUGUCAGGGCUGGCAGCUUGAAAGUACUUUGCAGCAAAGAUACAGGCUUUGAAACAUAUAUUCCUUUAGGGUGCUGAAAUGAAAUGUACCCAACUGAUGUUGUCGGGAAAUUGCGUUUGGGGCAUAUUUUUAGUAUUAUGUGAAUAACUGUGUGAUAUUUAAUAAAUUAAAAAACAACACA
Molecule: messenger RNA, 1959 nt
Organism: Nematostella vectensis (starlet sea anemone)
Lineage: Eukaryota; Metazoa; Cnidaria; Anthozoa; Actiniaria; Edwardsiidae
Product: COMM domain-containing protein 4
Exons: 1
Coding region: 73-663 (196 amino acids)
Source: RefSeq, a predicted model, not a curated record